AUGCAACCAAAUUCUGAUUCAAAGCGAUCGCCAAGCUUAGAUUCUUUUUAUCAACUUUUGCGUGGCCGUGUGUUUCAUAAUACAACGAACUAUGCUGGAUGGUUAUUGGAUUGCAUGAGUAAUGCCACUCUUCCAAUACAUCCCAAAUUUAGUCUCGUUAUUAAAGAAUUCGUCUCGAGCAUAUUUCUUGUCGAGCCUUUACACACCAUUCCAGAAGACAAAAUCGUGCCUUUUUUUCACGACUGUUCAAAUCCUACUCCAACUCAGAUCCUAUUGCUUCUAUAUGUGCUACAGUACAAUGAUUCAUUUAUUGCAUUCAAAACAGAUCCUGGGCUUAUAGCAGCAGCUUCUUCUUCUAAAGUUAACACAGCUCAUAAAGUAUAUUCAUCUUCCCUACUCGAGAAAAUACCAAUUCGAUUUUUCCUUAAUCAUGUGGAGAGUUAUCAAAAAGGAGAUGCCUAUCGUAGUAUAUACCCAGAGCUAGUUUCUCUUAUGGCCAAUUUGUUCCCCGAGAUAUUCGAUGUUGUUGGCUUCCUAUUACAAGAAGGAAAAGAAUUUGAUCUUGCUUAUGACACAAAGAAAGCAACAAGAUGGUGGACUACUGAUAUGUCACGAGAAAAACUUGGGCAUAUUUUAUCUGAAUGGAAAACUCAACCUAAGGCAGUCUUGACAGAAACACUGUCAUCCCUGAAAGUCGCAGAAUAUGCAGAUAUUGUAUUGUCUACAUUAAUUCCAGCUUGUCUUGACGAAGAAAUUGAUAAGUAUAUUGCUGAAUCGUUUGCUUCUGUUUGGGAAUCAUUUAAUCGCAUCACACCUCAUGAAUUAUGGACCUUGACAGCAAAUGUGAUGGUAUUAAAGAACGAGUCAGAAUCCACUGCAUAUACUUUUGAUAUGCUUAUUCAAGAUCCCCUCUUGAUCUUCCAGUGCGAUGCUAGAAUAUUCAGAUCCGAACGGCUGCUUCCUAUAUUUUUACAUAUGCUGGGAUCCUUGCGCAUAUGCUCAAAACAUAGGAUAUGGAAGAGAUAUCAUACUACAUAUACUAACAGUGAUAGCGCCCUGAACUCCCGAAAUGUAAUGGCUCUUAUUAAUGCCCAAGAUACGAUGAUGCUUCAACUCUUGCUGGAACUGUGCCGAUCUCAGCCCAUGGACAAAAAUGAUCCAGAGGCUUUACAGGUUUCUCGGAAAAACAUCUGUCAUUUUAUACACAGUAUAUUCAUUGAUGGUGAUCGGGAUAUGCUACUCGCCAAGAUUUUACACUUUCAGACAUAUGCCAUUGAACUGAUACCAAUGGUAGUAGCCAUGAUCCCUUCUAUAUAUAUUGUUUUAAGCUUUGUUCCGGAACUAGUUCGACAACCACAAAUGCAUAAACAAGUAUUUGGCAUCCUUAUGGCCUGCCAUUUGUGCGAGAAGUAUCCUUUAGAGAACUAUCUAGAUAUGGUUGAACAUCAUGUAUUACCUCGCUUAUUGCGUGUUGCUUUCCCACCUUCACGAGAUGGAACUCAGCCCACAGUAUGUGUUCCUUCUGAACCGCUAGUUCAGGCUAUCCCAGGAUUCAUAAAUCUUGCAAAAGCAUUUCCUCACUUUGCCCCUCGUAUUAUGGAUGCUCUAAUUGAAAUUACAAGAGGUUUACCAGCACCGAGUGAAUUUAUGGGGCAACAAGGAAAAAUUAUAUUAGUCUUGCAGUUGCAUAAGGUAUUAGCAGAUUCCAAAACUGCUGUUCAACAGCAAAUAGACCAAAUGGGUCAAGUGAACAAAGUAAUUCUGUAA
Messenger RNA from Phycomyces blakesleeanus NRRL 1555(-), 1767 nucleotides. RefSeq lists its product as hypothetical. Bases 1 to 1767 code for a protein of 588 amino acids. Gene Ontology annotation, biological process: snRNA 3'-end processing. Gene Ontology annotation, cellular component: integrator complex. The transcript is spliced from 13 exons. Lineage: Eukaryota; Fungi; Mucoromycota; Mucoromycetes; Mucorales; Phycomycetaceae. The record is from RefSeq and is a predicted model, not a curated record.